AUGCUCGGAUACUCUGGCUCUCUGGGUCCGAUAUUACACAACUGUUCGACGGAAAGAGAGAGCGCGGCCAGCGGAGAGACGGCGAAAGGGCCCAAUCGCCCGGAUCGAAUCGGUUCGAUCGAAUCGGAGCACUCUCUAGAAAAAGAAGAAAUGAGGUUGUCGGACUGCGCUUCCAUCGGUGAGUCAUUCUUUCCCGAACCAGUCGGAACCCUUCGAAAUGCGGGACAUUCAUUUCGAGUGUUUUUCUCUUUGUUUUCCCACUCAUCAUGCCUUUCUUUCCAGUUAUUCUAUCCAUUUUACCAUUGAUUUCUCUGGCCGAAACCACUGUAAUCGGAAAUUUGGCAGUCGUUGCGAAUCCGGAAUUACACGUUGCCACUCUGAAUAAAACACUCUAUGCCAACAUUCCGAAUUUGUGGUAAGCUCCCCUAUUCAUGAAAACUUCUGAAAUGAUUUAGGUGCGGAACACAAAAGCUCGGCGAGCAUGUCGACGUGGAGUAUGGAGAAUUCACACGGCUGUCAGAUGGAAAAGUGGGCGGUUUCGAAGAGUAUCAUUUUCCUUUCUCAGUUACUUCUAGGUAUUUCCUGGGACAGUGCAACAAGGAAAGGUGUAUCUGGAGAUCGGAACGGCGUCGGUGAGGGUUGCUGGGAAGUAUCGCUGCGAAGUCAGAACACUUGACAAGGAAAUUCAUAGUGGCAACUUGAUCAUCUACUGUGAGUUCCGUGUGGCGAGAGAAACCUUGAAUGACAUCUUUCAGUGCCACCAGUUCUUGACUUUCCGAACCCAGUUCGAGUAUCUGAAGUCGCAAAUGCUAGACCACCACAAGUUAUUGGUUCGAGAUCAUCUGAAAUCGUAAUCAUAUCAAAUUUGAUUCAGGUGUCGAGAGAAGAGGACUCCAUGGUGAGCGAAUGGUUCUAGAAUGCCCGGUACUAGCGAAUCCAGAACCGAUGGUGCGAUGGGAAAAAGACGGAGAACCUCUUGGCAAGAGCAAAAUCAUUGCAAGCAACAGCUUUCAACAUUUACAGGCGAGCUUGGAGACAUCGAGUACGACGGAAACGACCUGAUACUCAAUCCACUGUCGGAAGGUCACACAGGAAAAUACCGUUGUAUAGGAGACAACUCUUUUCCUUUGUUUGUAGGUGGACCAUUAAUCCCCCACCAGAUUUUCUUUGAUCAAGACAUAAAAGUCCUGUAG
Molecule: messenger RNA, 1193 nt
Organism: Caenorhabditis sp. 36 PRJEB53466
Lineage: Eukaryota; Metazoa; Nematoda; Chromadorea; Rhabditida; Rhabditidae
Source: the annotation of a GenBank genome assembly